AUGGAUCACGCCGUGAGCGACGACCAGCUGGGGAUGGAGCUGGAGCUGGAGCAGAAACCAUCGACCAUCGACGUCGACGCCGACAUCGAGAAGAGAAGCGACCAGCCUCUUCACACCAAUGUUCCGCUUUUGUUGUCCGAACUCGAUUGGGACUCGCCAGAAGAUCCAGAUAACCCGAGGAAUUGGGGCUCCUCAAAGAAAAUCUACCAUUUAGUUUGCAUCUCACUAUGCGCUUUUACCACAACCUAUCUGUCCUCCGCAUGGGCGAGCGGCGCAGUCCCGGCCGCAAAGGAAUACAACGUCUCAGAAACGGUUUCACUACUCGGAGUCUCGCUCUUUUGCGUCGGUCUUUCCCUCGGUCCUGUCAUUGGCAGUCCAGUAAGCGAACAAUACGGUCGGCUGCCUGUAUAUCGCUGGAGUCUCCCGCUGGGCGGGCUCUUCAUCAUCGGAUGCGCCGUGUCGAAGAAUAUGGCCAGCAUUCUGGUCUGUCGCUUUUUCGCCGGGCUCUUUUGCAGUCCCUGUCUGAGCAUUGGCGGCGGCUCAAUCACCGAUAUGUAUCUGCCCAGUAAAAUGGGACGCGCCACGUCGGGCUUCCUGGUUUCUCCCUUCCUCGGCCCUUGUAUAGCACCGGUGAUUGGCGGCUUCGUGAUCGAACACAAAUCCUGGCGAUGGUUGGAAUGGGUAGGCCUGAUUGCCACCGCUGUGACCAUUGUCUUCUCGCUCGGAAUGCAGGAGACAUACAAAACAGCUGUCUUGAAACAACGCGCCCAAAGACGCGGCCUCUGCGUAUCCGAUCACAAAGCGCCGACACUGGGUAGCCUGCGAGGGUGGAUGGCAGAUACCGUGGUACGACCCUUGAUUCUCCUGACGACCGAACCCAUCGUCACCUUUUUGAGUCUAUACAUCGGGUUCAAUUUCGCCGUCCUCUACGGAUUCUUCGCUUCGUUGCAGGUCGUCUAUUCCGAGAUCUACGGCUUCAACCCUCACAAAUCCGGCCUCGUCUUUCUGUCUUUGGCCAUCGGCCUGGGCUUAGCCACCACCACCAGCCUUUUAAUGGAUAAGUUCAUAUACCAGAAAAAGCACAGAGAGCUCACCGCGCAGGGCGUGAAGCGGAUUCCGCCAGAGCACCGUCUAUACCCGGCUAUGUUUGGCGGUUUUUGUAUCAUCAUCAGCCUGUUCUGGUUCGCUUGGACCGCUCGCUCCGACAUUUCCUGGGCCAGCCCGACCAUCGCUCUCAUACCCUUCAACUGGGGGAACCUGUGUGUUUUCACGUCUGCAGCGAUAUACUUAGUGGAUUGCUAUGGGCCUCGUUACGGUGCCUCGGCGCUGGCUGCUAACGGAUUCACCCGGUACAUGUUCGCCAUGGCCUUUCCAUUAUUCAUGGUCCAAAUGUACAACAAUCUCACCCCAAAAUGGGCGACCAGCUUGCUGGGUUUCAUCUCCAUCGCACUCGCCCCGAUACCAUGGCUUCUCUUCUGGACUGGGCCUAAAAUCCGAAGCUGGAGUCGCAUCGCAUCAAGUUUAGCCUGA
This is a messenger RNA of Talaromyces rugulosus, 1530 nucleotides long. RefSeq lists its product as uncharacterized. The record is from RefSeq and is a predicted model, not a curated record. The transcript is spliced from 4 exons. NCBI's taxonomy places the organism in Eukaryota, Fungi, Ascomycota, Eurotiomycetes, Eurotiales, Trichocomaceae. Bases 1 to 1530 code for a protein of 509 amino acids. Gene Ontology annotation, biological process: transmembrane transport; spermine transport; spermidine transport. Gene Ontology annotation, molecular function: spermidine transmembrane transporter activity; spermine transmembrane transporter activity.